AUGUAUCGAACAUUAGUUCGUCCACAAAAACGUUUCGAUGAUAUAUUUCGUAAUCAAGGUGUAUCAUGUGAACCAUUUGUACCAUUUAUUGGUCAAUUAAUUGAAAUACGUCGUGCAGCGGCAAAAGAUGCUUCAAUGAAUUAUCGAAUGCAACUUGUUCAAAAACAUGGUUAUGUUUAUGUUUUUUGUUUUGGUUCAUUAUUACGUUUAAUGGUAAUGGAACCAGAUAUGCUUGUGGAUGUUUUUGCUCGAACACAUGCCCAAAAAUUAUAA
Molecule: messenger RNA, 273 nt
Organism: Rotaria sordida
Lineage: Eukaryota; Metazoa; Rotifera; Eurotatoria; Philodinida; Philodinidae
Source: the annotation of a GenBank genome assembly